Messenger RNA from Leptidea sinapis, 7322 nucleotides. Its product is annotated as zinc finger protein 208-like. The record is from RefSeq and is a predicted model, not a curated record. The coding region runs from base 153 to 5021 and encodes 1622 amino acids. NCBI's taxonomy places the organism in Eukaryota, Metazoa, Arthropoda, Insecta, Lepidoptera, Pieridae. Gene Ontology annotation, molecular function: zinc ion binding. The transcript has 6 exons. Gene Ontology annotation, cellular component: nucleus.
CUCUUUGAUAUAGGUACUGAUAGAAAUUGAAAAAAAAAUUUGCUUGGUACAGGUGGUAAGUUGGUAACCCUAACGUCGCCAUUUCGGAAUUCGGAUGAAGAACCGGCAUAAUUUUUGUAAGAUGUGAUGAAGUACUGUUGGAAGAAAUCAAUAUGGCACUCAAGCUUGGAAAAUGUAGGCUUUGCCUUAAGCUUGGUGAUUUCUAUUCAAUCUUUACGGUGGACAAUAACUUGCAACUUGCAGAAAUGGUUAUGGAAUGCGCCCGUGUUAAAAUACAAGACGGUGAUGGAUUACCAGACAAAAUAUGUUCUGAGUGUAUUCAAAAGUUGAGCAGUGCUCACAUAUUCAAACAGCAAUGUGAACGCUCUGAUCAAGAACUCCGACGUAACUAUGUCCCACCACCAGGCUUCACUUCUCCCUCGGAACAAAAUAGACAAAGCAGUGAUUCCGCGUUUUCAACACAAACAGAUAGCUCAAAACCAUCCUCGAGUCAAGUCACCCCUAUAAGCAGAACUAGAAAGAGAAGUUCAGAAAGUAUUGAUAAUGCUUCGAGUAGCGGCGUAUCUCAUGACUAUAAUCCAAAGACCACGAAGCGUGUUGAAGAAUUGCGGCAAUCUCAAAAAAGAGCAAAACUUAAAACUAAUUCUGAUUCUGACUAUGAAUAUAGCGGAUCAGUUUAUUCAGGGGGGACUGAUUCAGAUGAGCCUAUAGAAUACAAAUGCGAUAUAUGCUCGAAAGUUUUCAACAAAUAUCAAAGUUUAAAUGCCCAUAAGAAGACACAUAAGCGUAGUAGUGAUUCGGGUAUGUCGCCGCAGCCCUCGAGAAAAUCUCUUACUGCCCCGUCCCCUAUUCCCGUGUUGUCUACCUCAUCUGAUUAUCUUGAGGCCAAAGAUGCUAAUGAUUGUGAGGACAAAAUUAAUUGUGAAAAGUGUGGCAAGUCAUUUAAGUUAAAAAUUAUGUUGAAACGACACAAGGAAGUCUGUGGAAAACUUAUUGACAAAGAGCUGAAAAUAUCACUUGAACCGAUCGAUUCAACGCCAAAACAAAAUGCUAUUGACUGCAAAAUGUGCACAACAAAAUUCAAAACAGUGGCUACUCUCGAAAAACACAUGAGAGUCGUACAUGCAGCAGUCCUUAAACGUGAAUCCGAUGUGAAAGUUUCGGCAGAUGGUAAACCAAUUGUGCCCUGUUUCUACUGUAAUAAACCAUAUGAUGAUUAUUAUUCUCAUACAGCACAUUUCAGAGUUUGUCCAAAAAGGGAUGAUUCAUUGUCCUUUACGUGUACUGUAUGUGGUAAAUAUUUGCUCAAAAAAGCAAGUUAUUAUGUUCACAUUAAAGAACAUUUUCAUCCUUCCAAAGACUUAAAUCCAUCUGCUGAUUCUCCCCGAACUCUCAAAUGUCGUUUCUGUAAAGCCAAGUUGGCAUCACAGGAAUUGCUAAUAUCACAUUUAGCUUCACACAUGGACGAUGAAAAUGAUUUUGAAGAUGUAGAAUCUCGAAACAGUACUAUAGAAGAUUCAGGGUCUGUACAUUCAGAUUACAAUAAUUCAAAGGUCUCUACAGGACCUCUAAAAUGUCCCUAUUGUGAUGCUCGUUUCAAAUAUAAGAAAGCACUAGAAACACAUCAAAUCACCAAACAUUCUGUAGACCCAAAAAAUGUAAGCAUUAAAUCCGAACCUCCCGAUUUAAAGGAAUCUCCGGACCAUUUGGGUGAACCUUUGAAUGAUGAGCAAUAUGACAGUGAUUCUAGUCAAGGCGACGAUAAUGAUAACACUUGCGAUAUAUGCGAACGACAAUUCUCUUAUAAACGUCUGCUGAUUCAUCACAAGCGUACAAAACACAAUAUAUCGUCGGGAACGAAAAGGGCAAAGAUAACACUGAAGGAUUGUUUGGUUCGGUGUCUUAUUUGCGAUCUGGAGAUGAAAGUGAGCGCGAUCAAUGAGCACAACCAAAAACACAUUACGGCCAACAUAAAGCCUCGUAAUUUGUAUACGUGUACAGAAUGUAAGCAACAGUUCAAGAGCUGCAGCGGCCUUGCUAAUCAUAUUAAAAUAGUGCAUAGGUUACAACUUAAGCCGCAAGCGCCGCAAGUUAGCGAUGCAACACCGGAUUUGGCGGAUUUUUGUGAAGUCGUUGUGACAAAGGCGGAGCCCCUGGAAAUCCAGAGUCACAACGGCUUUCAAGAGGGAUCCGCACCAUCUGUCAACAUGAGCGGCUUUACAUGCCCCACGUGCAACAAACAAAUGCCUACUCUUAUUUCCCUUAAGAGACACAUGAAUUGGCACACCAAUGUUGGAGGGAAAAUUGAAAAACAGUACGAGUGUUUUGUCUGUAACGAGAUAUUCCGAUUCCAGUGCCACUAUAAAAUGCACAUGCGUGAACAUUAUCAUGACACAAAUUUAGACCCAAAGUAUUUGACCUGUUCAAUCUGCAACAGGAAGAGUAAACAUCUUCGCGCUGCGCAAGCACACAUGAACUUCCACAAACAAACUCGCUUCAAAAAUAAAGAUUAUGAAUGCUCAAUAUGCAAAAGAGUAUUUCAAUAUAGAAAGGUUUACCUAUCCCAUAUGGCCAUUCAUUACAAACGUGGUGAAAGUACAAACAAUACUGUUGUCGGUUCUGUGUUACCUAACACAGCUGAUAUGACAGUAUUCGACGGUACACAUACUUGUCAAUUGUGUGGAAAAGUUUGUCAGUCAGAGAAUUCUCUCAAACAUCACUUGAUCUGGCACAAAUCAAAGACUUCUCUUUACGGAUCUAGAUAUGAGUGUGAGAUAUGCAAUUUGCAGUUCACUAACAAGAAGCGUUUGGAGAUUCAUGAUAGAUCACACUAUGAAGAUGACAAUGGUCCAUUUAAAUGUAACAUAUGUGGCAAGGGUUACAUUGCUGAGAGUUACUUAAGGAAGCAUGUCAAGGGUCACAACUUUGAUCACCAAUCCCAUAAAAAACGAAUCGAAAAAUUGAGGAAAGAUAAAGUAAAAUGCCCCAUUUGUACCAAAUUUUAUCCGGACUUGGUGAAACUGAUUCGGCACUUGCGAAGAACUCAUCCUGAGAGCAAAAUGAUAAAAGAAGACCCAGAUGCGCCGCAACAGCCAUAUUUUUCUUGUAAACUUUGUGCAAAAGUCUUUUUGGAUGAGCGAAGGCUACAACAUCACGAAGAAGCUCAUCUUCGCAAACCAGAAUUCUUUAAGUGUAAAUUCUGCGGCAAGAAAACGAUUUCCUUGAAAAAUCACAGAGUACAUAUUAAAGGACAUCUCACACAGAAGUAUAUUGAUGAGCCCCUUAAGUGUGCACAUUGUGAGGAAACAUUUACGAGAGGCUAUGACUUACACCACCAUUUACGAGAUGUACACAAUAUUAAUGAAACAUGGAUAGCAGACAGAAAUAAUGAACAUUUAGAUGGACCCUUGAAAGAUCUUCAGUGUUCCAUCUGUCACAAAGUGUUAGCCAGCCAAGGGAACUAUGAGAGACAUUUAGACUACCAUAAUUCUCUUCGCUGCAAUUAUUGUUAUGAUAACUUCAGUUCUUUAAGGUUUUUGGAUGGUCAUUUGGCAUUUAGCUGUGAUAAGAAAAAAUUGAUUGGGGAUACUGAAAUCUAUCCCCGAAAAAUAAAAUGUAAAAUGUGUUACAAACCAUUCCAUCUACAAGUUAAACUGGAUUGUCAUUUACGCACAGUGCACGGAAUUAAGUCUUUCAAACAGGCUUCAUAUAGAAAGAGAGAGAUUGUGUGUGAUUAUUGUUUUAGAGUUUUCGAAAAUGAAGAUUCCUUAACAAGCCAUAAACUUUAUCACAGAACUAUAGGGUAUUAUGGGUGCAUUUAUUGUCCUAAAAAAUUUAAUACUCUCACGGCAUACAGAAAACACAAAAACCAUCAUUUUGCUCAACUUAAUGUAGACAAUCCUACAAAGUGCGAACAUUGUGACGAAACCUUUGUUCCAUUCAGGGAAUUCAUUUACCACAUGAGAGAUGUUCAUCAGGAUGAUAAGGAAUGGGUUGUGAUGCCAAAGGAGGUGAUUGAAGAGAAGUGCAACAUAUGCAACAAAAUAUUCUAUAAUCUUCAAAGACACCUUAUGUACCAUGAGGAAAACAGAUGCAAAAAGUGUGGGGAAUACUUCUUUUCGCAUAUCGAUUAUGAUAACCACAUCUGCCAUAUUGACAGCGAAGAUGAAGUCCAAGAAAACGACGAUACCGACAUACGACCUAAAUACGAAGAGUGUAGAUUUUGUUUCAAACAACUCACAUAUAAAACUCAAAAAGUGCACGACAUACUUCACAAGGGGUCAGGCUCUAUAUCCUGUCGCUUCUGUACUCUCAAAUUUAAGACCAUGGAUGCUUUUAACAUUCACGCCUUUUCUCACAGAAGCAGAAAGUACAAAAAGAGGCCUAUAAAGUGUAGACUUUGCCCAGAGAAGUUUGUGAAAUACGGACCUUUCAUGCGACACAUGAAAUUCGUUCACAAGUCUACCAAAAAGGUUCAUUACAGAGCCACUGUUAAACCGGAGAAGUGUGUGGUGUGUGGGGAUCUGUUCCCCAAUUUGCACAACCACUACAGGGCUCAUUUACAGAAUCAGUGUCAGCAAUGUCUUAAAUAUUUUACUUCCUCGAAAUUGUUCACAAAACAUGAGUGCGACAAAGAGGACUCAGACCCUUCGAAAGUUUUUACUUGUGAUGCGGAUCUUAUACACUUGAUUAACACUUUCGUUCCCACGGACGAGAAAGAUGACGAAAAGUUCUACGGUUAUGAUGAAGAGGAUGAUAUUGACGAAGGACAAAACAAUGAGCUUCCUGAUAAUGAAGACAGUCAAAACUCAGCAGACACAGCUGAGGAUAAAAUACAUGAAAUGGUUCACGCGCCUAUCAUUUCUGACGUAUUAUCGCUUUACAAAAGCAAAGAUGUUGACAAUUUAAAACAAAUAACAAUGGGUGAUCCAAAUGUCAUAGAUCUUGUAGAUGAUGAUUCCAUUGGUUUCGAAAGUGCUCCCAUUCCAGUAAUUACUAUUGAUUGUGAUGAUUCACAAUGAGUGUUGCUUUAGAUUAAUAUUUAUAAAGUUCUUCGAAAUUCAAGACCAUAAUCUGGUUGAUUUUAAGCAAUUAAUUAAUGAUAAUUUUUUGAUUAAUAUAAAUGAAAAUUUGUUUGAUAUAUAAAAUUUGUUUUUUCACCAAAGUUAUGUGAAGCAGUGAUCAGUAGGUAGAAUUAAAAAUGUAGAUGUAGACAUUACAAUUCACGCUUUAUAGAAUUUUGAUAGAAGCUUAACUAGUAUUUCGUAAUAUUUUUUAAGACUAAUUUGUAGGUUUUUUACUAUUAUUUGUUUACGGUAAUUAAGUUGAAUCGUAAGUUAAUUAUUUAAUAACGUAAGUUAUUACCAAUCAUAUUGUAAAUACUUAUUGUCCAGCUAUUGUGCUGCCAUUUUGUAAAUUGAUUUCAUAUCUAGUAAGGUAAUUAUUAAUGUAUUAGAGUCUAUUUAAUUUGGUGUCAUUUGAUAAUUAUAUUAAUAAUUUUGUUUAUAUUCAUUUCAAUAUGUUUUAAAGGUAUGUUCUCUAGGAAUUAAUAAGAUGUAUCUACACUCGUUAAAAUGAAACCGUAUUAAUGCCAUACAUGUUCUAAUUGUAGUUGUUUUGUUGUGAAGCUAGUUUUAUUUUGGGAAUGGCCAUAGGAGUCCUGUUCUGAUGACCACUACAGGAAUUACCGAUUUUUUCUUAAUGUAUACGCUUUUUUUUUACAGUGAAAUGUCUUGAGCUUCAAAGAUAUACAAUAUACGGCUAAUAUACUUACAAAAAUUAUUGCGCCCGGAGAGAAUUCAUCCAACCGGGAAAAAUAAGGCGCAAUUUUUUUUUUAUUAGUUAUCAUUCCAGUUCAUUUUGAUAUGAUGUGGUAUAUUAUAUUGUGUAUGCGAGUGAUAUGGAUAAUGAUAGAAAGUAGUGUGUUGUAUCUUAUAUGUAUGUAUGAUAAAAAAUGCUUUCAUUUCUGUACUAUUCAUUAGGCGAAUAUUACAUGAGCCUAAAUACGCAUAUAAAAGUUGACUUGAAAGUAUCACACAAUAGGUACUAGAUUUUCAUAAUAUUGUUAGACUUAUUUAAACGUAGUGUGAAGUAGCUUUAAUUAAGUUAAUUAAGUAAAAGUUUUAAUUUGGAACAACUUUACUUCGCGUUUAUUAAAUAAUAUGUUACAAAUUAAAUAAAUUUUCAGUGUUAGUGUACUUUGCAGUGUUGUUCUAUCUACUCUGUUUCCAUUUCUUUCUAUCUAUUUUGAAUGUUGCUCUUCAGCAGCUAUAGAUGUGUUUUUGAAAACUUUACAACUUUUGGGAAAUUAUCAUGGCACUCUUUAUUUUGGUUAUUAAUUAUAAUCAUAGAUAUAUUAUCCCACUGACGUUGUUAUUAUUAUAUAUUACAUGUACUUUUUGUGAUAAUUAUAAUAUUUUCAAAUUCAGCUUUCGUUUCGAUUAUGGAAACUUUUAUAUUAUGCAAUAACAAGCUGAACUCCUAUUAAAAAAAACUGUAUUCUAACUGAUUUAUGAAUGUGCUAUAUUGUGUUAUUAUUUAAAUGACAAAUGAACGUAUGUAGGGAUAGAUAAUAAUUGUAAGUAUUAUUUAUAAUUGCAGUAAGAAGCUGCGGUGAGUAGGUACACAUUUUAAUAUUAGUGGUUUUCUUAGACUUCUCUUGUAAGAGUAUUAUUUUCAACAUUUGUUUAGAAUUUUUUUUUAUAUUAUUCUGAGACUUUAUUACUUUAAAUUGCAUUCAGUGGAUUUUUUGUUGAUUAUGCUUGCUAUGCUUAGAUAAUUAAUACGUCUAGAUAGUCACUUUCUGUUAGACAACCGAUAAAAACAGGUCAGGAAUAUUAGUUAGUGUGCGUGACAAGCUAAGUCUCACACUCGCGAAUUGCGUGUUACUUUGUGUUAGUGUGCGUGCAUAUCUCAAACUAGAGGUUCUAAACUCAAUUAUUUCGAAGUUUUUACAGCUGUCAGACUUAUCUAGACGUAAUAAAUAUAAAUGAUUGUUACGUAUCUAUUGAGCGGUGAGCGAAAUGCGCAGUCGCUUAAAGAAAUAUCUCGAAGGUUUGUUUCAUUUUGGAAGGGCUGUGUAUUUGUAUAAUUUUUUUUUUUCAAAUGUAUUAAUUACGUUCUGUUUAUUGGGUAGUUUGUAUUAUAUUUGUUUGGCCUUACCAUGUGGUUAAGAAGGUGAUCUCUAUGAUGUUGUCCUGUAAUAGUCUCAUAUAUGUUUUUAAUUAUUUCGUAUUUGUUGCGUACCUACAUGUACCCGUCAAUAUCGAUUACUAAUAAUUAUAAUGUACCUACAUAUUGAAAAUAAAUAUUACUCUAUCCAU